AAUGGACUGCUCAUCUUCCACGGAUUCUGUGUGUCUCAAACAACUGAACAAGUCUUUCUUUCUUUUCUGCUUCACUUUCGUUUUUUUGUUUCUCUUUAUCUAUUUUCUGCAUUUUGCCAAUGGAAGAGUUGGAGCAUUCGUCUGAUCAGGUUUUGGACCACAAUUCACAUCCGAAAAACAUGGACCAACCGUCGUCGAGCAAAAGCUCAAGUCCAACUGUUUCGUUCUUUGGUUUAUUUUUUGCUGCUGAUAAAAUUGACUAUUUGUUGAUGUUUGUGGGAAGUCUUGGGUCAUGCAUCCAUGGUGCAGCACUCCCUGUAUUUUUUAUUUUUUUUGGUCGUAUGAUCGACUCUCUAGGGAAUUUAGCUUUGGAUCCUCAUAAAAUGUCUUCAAAGAUCUCCCAGCAUGCCUUGUAUUUAGUGUAUCUGGGGCUUGCUGUUUUUGUAUCAGCAUGGAUGGGUGUUGCAUUUUGGAUGCAAACUGGGGAGAGACAGACUUCUCGUUUGCGUCUCAAGUAUCUCCAGUCUGUGCUUAAAAAAGAUAUGAAUUUUUUUGACACAGAAGCUGGAGACUCCAACAUUAUAUUUCACAUUUCCAGCGAUGCAAUACUAGUGCAAGAUGCAAUAGGCGACAAGACAGGCCAUGCCAUACGCUACCUUUCUCAAUUUGUUGUUGGAUUUGCCGUUGGAUUUGCAUCAGUAUGGCAACUUACUCUCCUCACCUUGGCGGUGGUUCCAUUAAUUGCUGUUGCCGGAGGAGCUUAUACUAUAAUUAUGUCUACCUUAUCAGAAAAAGGUGAGGCUGCUUAUGCUGAAGCUGGCAAGGUUGCAGAUGAGGUUAUUUCGCAAAUCCGCACUGUAUACUCUUUUGUAGGAGAGGAUAAAGCAAUUGAAACUUACUCUAGGUAUCUUAAGAAAGCGCUCAAAGUAGGGAAGAAAGGUGGGGUUGCAAAAGGAGUUGGUGUGGGGUUUACAUAUGGGCUAUUGUUUUGUGCUUGGGCGUUGCUUCUCUGGUAUGCUAGCAUACUGGUCAGGCAUCACGUUACAAAUGGAGCAAAAGCAUUCACAAUGAUUAUUAAUGUCAUUUUCAGUGGAUUUGCUCUUGGUCAAGCUACUCCAAACCUUGCUGCUAUAGCUAAAGGACGAGCUGCAGCUGCCAAUAUCAUUAGCAUGAUUAAAACAGACUCCAAUCCUUCUAAAAUUUCAGAAGAUGGGGCAGAAUUGCCAAAAAUAGAUGGGAAAAUUGAGUUUUGCAAUGUUUGUUUCACUUACCCUUCACGGACCGGUAAGGUCUUUGAAAAUUUAAGCUUUUCCAUAAGUGCAGGGAAGACCUUUGCAGUUGUUGGUCCCAGUGGCUCAGGAAAGAGCACGAUUAUAUCUAUGGUUCAACGUUUCUAUGAUCCUAAUUCAGGUAAAAUAUUAUUGGAUGGACAUGAUAUUAAGGCUCUUCGCUUGAAAUGGCUGAGAGAACAGAUGGGAUUGGUGAGUCAGGAACCAGCAUUAUUUGCCACAACUAUAGCUGACAAUAUUCUGUUUGGUAAAGAAGCUGCAAGUAUGAGUCAAGUUAUUCAAGCUGCCGAAGCCGCUAAUGCACAUUCUUUUAUUCAACAAUUACCUGAUGGCUAUCAUACUCAGGUGGGAGAGGGAGGAACUCAGCUUUCUGGUGGACAAAAGCAAAGAAUAGCUAUAGCAAGAGCAGUGCUGAGAAACCCAAGGAUAUUACUUUUAGAUGAGGCUACAAGUGCUCUUGAUGCAGAAUCAGAGCUUAUUGUUCAGCAGGCCCUGGAUAAAAUCAUGUCAUAUCGGACUACGAUCAUUGUCGCUCACCGCCUAUCCACUAUUCGAGAUGUUGAUAGCAUCAUUGUCUUGAAGAAUGGUCAAGUUGCUGAGAGUGGGAACCAUUUGGACUUGAUAUCUAAGGGAGGAGAGUAUGCAACUCUUGUGAGCUUGCAAGUGUCAGAACAUCCGACACAUUCAAGUUCAAUGGAUCAUUCUGAAGCUGUCAGGAGUCCCAGCUUUCGAGAACUUUCCCAUGGUCAAAAUAACCAGCAGGAUUUUAAAUCAAUCUCAAAAAGAGAGGGGCAGUCAGACCAUGAAAGCAUGUAUUCUGCCACCCCAACAAUUGGGGAACUAGUAAAAUUAAAUGCACCAGAGUGGCCUUAUGCACUGCUUGGGUCAGUGGGUGCAAUUCUGGGUGGCAUGGAAGCUCCUCUGUUUGCCCUUUUGAUUUCUCAUGUCCUGACAGCAUUUUAUUCCCCUGAUGUCUCUGAAAUGAAACAUGAGAUUCGACGGGUAGCUUUUAUUUUUGUUGGAUUGGCUGUUGUUACCAUUCCUAUAUAUCUUCUGCAACACUACUUCUAUACAUUGAUGGGAGAGCGUCUUACCGCUCGUGUUCGCUUAUCAAUGUUCACAGCUAUACUUUCCAACGAGAUUGGCUGGUUUGACUUAGAUGAAAAUAAUACCGGCUCACUCACAUCAACUUUAGCUGCUGAUGCAACCUUGGUACGAAGUGCUCUAGCUGACCGUCUCUCGACGAUUGUGCAGAAUGUUGCACUCACAGCUACAGCAUGUGUUAUUGCCUUUACAUUAAGUUGGCGCAUUGCAGCUGUUGUUGUUGCCUCAUUCCCUCUGCUUAUUGGAGCUUCCAUAGCAGAGCUACUAUUUCUCAAGGGGUUUGGAGGAGACUAUCAAGCAUACUCUAAAGCAACUUCUCUGGCUCGUGAAGCACUAACCAAUAUUCGUACUGUCGCUGCAUUUGGGGCUGAAGAACGAAUCUCUUUUGAGUUUGCCUCUCAACUUAACAAACCAAACAAGCAAGCACUCUUACGGGGACACAUGUCGGGUUUUGGCUAUGGCCUCACCCAGCUUUUUGCUUUUGGUUCCUAUGCACUUGGUCUUUGGUAUGCAUCAGUCUUAAUCACACACAAAGAAUCAAAUUUCGGACACAUCACAAAGUCUUUCAUGGUCUUGAUAGUCACUGCAUUGUCUGUAGCAGAAACACUUGCCCUUGCACCAGAUAUUGUGAAGGGUUCACAAGCACUCGAGUCAGUUUUCACUAUUAUCCAUAGAAAAACAGCUAUAGAUCCUAACAAUUCCACAUCGAAGGUGGUGACUUAUAUCAAUGGGGAUAUAGAAUUCAGGAACGUGACCUUCAAGUACCCUGCCAGGCCACAUAUUACUAUUUUUGAGCGUUUAAAUCUCACAGUUCCAGCAGGCAAAAGUCUGGCUGUAGUGGGCCAAAGUGGAUCAGGCAAGAGUACUAUAAUCUCGCUGAUAUUGAGAUUCUACGACCCCAUUUCUGGAACAGUUCUGAUUGAUGGAUGUGACAUUAAAAGCUUAAACUUGAAAUCCCUAAGGCUAAAAAUAGGUUUGGUUCAGCAGGAGCCAGCACUGUUCUCCACAACUAUUUAUGAAAACAUCAAGUAUGGGAAUGAAAAUGCCUCAGAAAUGGAGAUAAUGAAAGCAGCCAAGGCAGCAAAUGCUCAUGGAUUCAUCAGCAGAAUGCCUGAAGGCUAUCAAACUCAUGUGGGCAAUAGGGGACUGCAGUUAUCUGGGGGGCAGAAACAGAGAGUUGCAAUUGCUCGAGCAAUACUGAAGGACCCUUCCAUUCUUCUUUUGGAUGAAGCUACUAGUGCAUUAGAUACAACAUCAGAGAAGGUGGUUCAAGAGGCCUUGGAUAUGCUUAUGGAAGGGCGAACAACAGUUCUGGUAGCCCACAGAUUAUCAACCAUUCGUAACGCAGAUAGUAUUGCUGUGCUACAAAAUGGGCGGGUGGCUGAAAUUGGCAGCCACAUGCAGCUCAUGGGAAAACCUGAUAGCAUUUACAGGCAACUAGUAAGCCUACAACAGGAGAAGAGCACAGAGUCAUAAUUAAUCGUCUUCCACAACUCAAACACCGAGUAAUGAGGACUCCAAGCCUAACAAAGCUUGGCUGCUAUAAAAGAAGGUAUGCUCCCUUUAAAAUCGUGCGUUUUCUUCAAGCACUAAGUUUGUUUGCAAAGUUAAUAUUUUACAAGAGAUAUGUAUACUUGGAUAUGCUGAAAUAUGAAGUGAUAUUGAUUGCAAGAUGUUGAUAAAUGAUACUGCAAUUGCUUUAUUUUUGACUCA
Molecule: messenger RNA, 4106 nt
Organism: Jatropha curcas
Lineage: Eukaryota; Viridiplantae; Streptophyta; Magnoliopsida; Malpighiales; Euphorbiaceae
Product: ABC transporter B family member 13
Biological process (GO): oligopeptide export from mitochondrion
Cellular component (GO): mitochondrial inner membrane
Molecular function (GO): ATP hydrolysis activity; ABC-type oligopeptide transporter activity; ATP binding
Source: RefSeq, a predicted model, not a curated record